GUUAAGCAACAAUGACAACACAAAGAAAGAAGAAACAAAAAUGGCUAAGUCUUUUACUUUGUUUCCAGCCCUUAUGAUACUCAGCUUCUUCUUAAUCAUCUUUUCACCUCUGAUCCAAGCCAGCUUCACCGAUGACCUCAAGGGUCUAGAAUGGUCCUCUACGGGAGUCCAUGGCUCCUCAGGCUGCCACGGUUCCAUAGCUGACUGUAUCGGAGAAGAGGAAGAGGAAAUGGACUCAGAGAUCAACAGAAGAAUAUUGGCGACAACGAAAUAUAUAAGCUAUCAAUCUUUGAAGCGGAACAGUGUGCCUUGUUCAAGAAGAGGGGCGUCAUAUUACAAUUGCCAGAACGGAGCUCAGGCUAAUCCUUAUAGUCGUGGUUGCAGCGCUAUUGCUCGUUGCAGGAGUUAGGUGUGAAGAAUAAGCUCUCUUUUUUUUUUUAACAAGCUCUUUUCUCUUCUCUAUGGUUUCUUAUAAUUUGUACGGUACACAUAUAAGUUGGAUUUGGAUGUGAAUAAUCUUGGGUUGUUGUAUGAUCCAUUAACUGUUUAGUUGUGCUAUAAGCCUAUAAGCUUUGAAUAUUUCAUGUGUA
This is a messenger RNA of Raphanus sativus (radish), 590 nucleotides long. Its product is annotated as protein RALF-like 1. The coding region runs from base 41 to 409 and encodes 122 amino acids. NCBI's taxonomy places the organism in Eukaryota, Viridiplantae, Streptophyta, Magnoliopsida, Brassicales, Brassicaceae. The transcript has a single exon. The record is from RefSeq and is a predicted model, not a curated record.